GAUCGAGGGAGAGCGACUUGUUGGAGCCGGUCGAGCGCCUCGAGAAGAUGGGGCGGGUAUCCAGCUGAGGUGAUUCCAUUUUGGCUGGUUGUGUAUGUGUGUGUAUGUGUAUGUGGUUGAAAUGUGUUUUUUUGCGGUGUGUGGCGAGGAAGUCGUUUCUAACUCUUUGCUAUGUAUUCUACGCCGAUUGUGUAGUGAUCUUGUUCAUCUGCAGAAGAGAGGCUUGCAGUAGUGUAGUUUGUUUGUGCAGUGUUUUGGUUGUUGCUGGAGUUGGAACGAAAAAUGAUCGUGAUGGUUGGCGGGAGGCGGUCUUGGUUAUAUGUUUGAGCGUGCCAGUGAGAGAGUGGCUUGGCCAGGCGCUACUGAGGGACUACUGGGGUCGGGCGGAGUGUGGGAUGGUUGGAUGGUGGACGGUGCCAGGCUUGCCAGGUGGAUGGUGGAUGGUGGAUGGCUGAGUUGUAAGGUACCUAUGGUUGUGAGGGGAGGGGUGCCGUUGCCUCUGGACGUUGAGUGGGGCGCUGGGAGUGUCUGUGUGGAUGAAACGGGAAGGCCACACGGACUCACGGGCCCGUUUGAAGUUUCGCCGCCUUUUUGGAGAGCGCCG
Molecule: messenger RNA, 604 nt
Organism: Colletotrichum acutatum
Lineage: Eukaryota; Fungi; Ascomycota; Sordariomycetes; Glomerellales; Glomerellaceae
Exons: 1
Coding region: 105-455 (116 amino acids)
Source: RefSeq, a predicted model, not a curated record